Elgaria multicarinata webbii is the source of this 4986-nucleotide messenger RNA. It is a transcript of the gene WWC3, whose product is annotated as WWC family member 3. Gene Ontology annotation, biological process: cell migration; negative regulation of organ growth; regulation of DNA-templated transcription. Gene Ontology annotation, cellular component: cytoplasm. The record is from RefSeq and is a predicted model, not a curated record. NCBI's taxonomy places the organism in Eukaryota, Metazoa, Chordata, Lepidosauria, Squamata, Anguidae. Gene Ontology annotation, molecular function: molecular adaptor activity; kinase binding. The coding region runs from base 268 to 3924 and encodes 1218 amino acids. The transcript is spliced from 24 exons.
CCGGCGGCAGCUGGGCUGGUCCCGGGGCCCGACCAGGGGUGGAGGCGGGAAAGCGAGACGAUGAUGAGUCCGGCGCGGCGCCGCUGCUGCAGCCGGAGCCGCCCGUGUUUUGCUCCACGCGGCUGGGCCGCUCGCUAGUCAGUGCUGGAGGCGGCGGCGGAGGCGGCGCAGGGCAGUCCGGGCCCCGCGGCCGAAGAGCGGCUUCUGGAGGGAGAGCGCUUGCUGCCCAGGUUGCGGCCCGGGAGUGGCGGCGGCGGCGGCGGGGCCAUGCCGUGGCUGAGCGGAGGACGGAGGCGGAGACGGCAGCAGCAGCAGCAGCAACAGGCAGCGGCGGCCACUAUGGGACAAGGGACGGGGCAACCGCCUGCUGUGGCGGUGGCGACGGCGGCCGGAGGCGGCGGGCCGCGGGGCCGGGAGAGCUCGGAGUUGCCUUUGCCCACAGGCUGGGAGGAGGCGAGAGACUACGACGGGCGCGUCUUCUACAUCGACCACAACACCCGGCAGACUUCGUGGAUCGACCCUAGGGACAGGAUUACGAAGCCAUUAACGUUUGCUGACUGUGUUGGCGAUGAACUGCCUUUAGGAUGGGAAACUGUUUACGACCAACAAAUUGGUGUUUAUUACAUGGACCAUAUAAAUCAACUCACGCAAAUUGAGGACCCAAGAGAGCAGUGGAGAAGAGAGCAGGAGCGUAUGUUAAAGGAAUAUUUAAUUGUUGCCCAGGAAGCACUUAAUGCCAAAAAGGAAAUUUACCAAAUUAAGCAGCAACGUUUUGAACUAGCACAAGAAGAAUUCCAGCAGCUGCAUAAAAUGUGUGAGGAUGACAGCCGCUCUUAUGCCAGCUUGUUCUCUGGAUUUUCAACCAAUACCAAAUACGACCCAUGUCAGAUUAAAGCAGAAAUAGCAAGUCGACGUGACAGACUUUCUAGAUUAAAGAGAGAAUUGACACAGAUGAAGCAAGAACUGCAGUACAAAGAGAAAGGAGUAGAGACACUGCAAGAGAUUGAUCGUAAGAUAUCAAAUGCCCACAUGAAUUAUAAAUUGGAUGAAGCACAAGCAAUAAUGAAUGAACUUCGAAGCAUCAGGAAGGCCAUUUGUAUGGGUGAGAGAGAGAGGCAAGAUUUGAUGCAGAGUCUGGCGAAGCUGACAGAUGGAUUCAGGAAUAGCUGUUGUAUUACAGAAUCUCUUCAGGAAUUUCAGCAUAAUUCUAGCUCACUCAGAGACUCCAGUUUACCUCAACAACAUUCUGAUGCUUGUUCUCAAACUGACAUCGUUGGAGAGGAGUGGGCAUCUUACUCCAACAUGUUUGGUUUUGAUGAUAAAACAAGGCAUGCUGACAAAAUAAAACUGAGCUGGCAGUAUGAAGAAGCCAAAAAGAAGGUUUUCAGUAUACAGCAGCAAUUAGCUCUACAAGAUCAUGAAUAUUGGCCAGGGAUGGUUGAGACUGACAGGGACCGUCUUCAGCUCAUAAAAGAGAAAGAAGCUCUCUUACAAGAACUGCAGCUCAUAAGUCAGCAACAGCGGUCACCAGAAGACAUCCAACGUUUAGAGGAGGAGAAAAGGCGCCUGGAGGAUGAGAUCCAGCAGGCUCGAGCCACUUCUUCUCAUGGUGCUGCUGAAAGGAUACUGCUACAGGAGAAGAAGAAUUGCUUGCUCAUGCAGUUGGAAGAGGCAACUCGUUUAACUUCCUAUUUAUAUUCCCAGUUGAAAAGCUUGUCUGCCAGCACACUGACAAUAUCUUCUGGCAGCAGUCGGGGGUCACUGGCAUCCAGCCGUGGAUCGUUGGCAUCCAGCAGGGGUUCUCUAAGUUCUAUUAGUUUCACCGACAUUUAUGGUCUUCCUCAAUAUGAGAAAUCAGACAGUGCUACAGAAUAUGGGCAGCAUAUACGCUAUGAUCCAAUUCCAAUUGAUUCUCAUAGCAAAGACAUACAGUACCUUGAAUCUAUUGGAACUUCUAGUAGCAGUAAACAAAGAAGAUCUUUGGAUACGCCUCUGUCCCUGGCGUCUCUGUCUUCACGGUCAUCUUUGUCCUCAUUAUCUCCUCCAAGUUCUCCCCUGGAUACUCCCUUCCUACCUACUUCUCGGGAUUCUCCAUUGGCCCAAAGGUCAGAAGGAUAUGAGGAAAUAAUGGGCACAGGUGCCUUAGAAGUACUCCGAGGUCAGGUCUCUAUUCUAGGUGAAGAUAAGGCACAAGAAACAGUGUCAUCUAAGGCUCUUGAAUAUUCCACAGGCAAUGAAGGACUGCGGGAAGCAGGGCUGCAACUGACCAAUCUGCCAAUCUCUGGAGCGGUGACCCUCCGUGAAGACAGUGCUAGAAGGUCAGAGAGAAGAGCCAGGCGAGUCUCAGCAUGUCUGUCCAAUUAUUCACUGGCUAGUGACAGUGGCGUGUUUGAAGCUUUAAGCAAAAGGAAUGACGAUGUUGAAGAAACACUGUACAGUGAUGCAGUCAGUAGUGAAGAGCCAAAAAUGCAAGUUGGGUUUGUGCAUGACAGCGGAAGUGAGUGUCUCCUGGUCCAUGUGUUGCAGCUAAAGAAUUUUACUGGCAUUGCUGUGAAAGAAGGUUGUAAAAUACAUGUGAGAAUAUAUUUACCAUCUCUUGAGUCAGGCAUAUCAACCACUUACUGUUCUAGAGCUUUGGAAUUCCAAACUCCCUUAAUAUUUAAUGAAGUCUUCCAGAUUCCUGUACAUUCAAGUAUCUUGAAGUUAAAAUCACUGCAACUUUAUAUCUGCUCAGUUGGCCAACAUCAGCAAGAAGAACUGUUGGGCAUUGCUCAGAUUAACCUAGCUGAAUAUGAAAGUUCUAGUGAAAUGCAGCUUCACUGGUUCCCUAUCCAGAUCUUCACUGGUUCAGAUCACGAAGAGACAAAAGACAAACACCAGUGUGAAGACAAUGCUUCUCAGUUUUUUGAAAACAAAAGUACAGGGAAAAUGGAUGCUGUGACUGCCCUUUUAGCUAGGACCACAGCUCAGCUGGAAGCUGUGGAAAGAGAGCUAGCAGAGGAGAGAGUGAAAUUGGAGUACACAGAAGAGGAAAUUCUAGAGAUGGAACAAAAAGAAGAUCAGCUGGAAGCUGUGUCAGAGAGGAGUUGGCAAGCAGAAUCAGUUGACAGUGGAUGUAGUAAUUGCAUGCAGAUCAGUCCUCACCCAGAGUCCUACUGUGGCGAACUGUUACAAAGUCAUAUGUAUGCACCUCAGACAGAUCAGUAUGCCUCUGGAAAAGCCCAGCCUCCACCUCUAAAGGUGGAUAAGGAGACUAAUACAGAAGAUGUCUUCCCAGAAGAAUCAGCUUUGCUUCAUAAAAACAGAACGGGCCGUCGAUCCCGAGGGUCUACAUUUGUUCGUAGUAGCACAAUUGUUCGUUCACAGACAUUCUCGCCUGGUGCCCGAAGUCAGUAUGUUUGUCGACUGUAUCGUAGUGAUAGUGACAGUUCCACUCUGCCAAGAAAGUCGCCCUUCAUCCGAAAUACGUUGGAAAGGCGUACACUCCGUUAUAAGCAGCAAUCAUGUAGAUCAUCUUUGGCUGACCUUAUGGAAAGGACAUCACUUGACCUGGAGCUGGAUCUCCAGGCAUCCAGAACAAGGCAGAGACUCUUGAAUGAGGAAUUAUCUAUUCUGAGAGAAUUGCGGCAGCGCCUGGAGGACGCCCAGCUUACAGGUCAAACUGAUCUGCCUCAUUGGGUCCUUCGGGAUGAACGAUUCCGAAACUUGUUGAAGGAAGCAGAAAGGCAGACAAGACAGACCAAAUUUGAGCAUCGGCAAAAACAAGCAGCUGAAAAAUUGCUUAAAAAAGCAUCCAAAGAAGUAUAUCAGCUGCGUGGUCAAAACCAGAAGGAGCCGAUCCAGGUGCAAACCUUCCGGGAGAAGAUGGCAUUCUUUACAAGGCCAAGGAUCAACAUACCACCUCUGCCAGCUGAUGAUGUAUGACAUGUUACUUUGUAAACAUGAAGUAUUUAUCUACCUGUUCUUAUUUUAAAAUGAAGUUAUUAAACUAGUUAAUUUUAUUUUUAAAAAUCUUCAUGCAAAUUAAUAUACACAUUUUGUAAAAAAUAAAUAAAAAUAAAGUAAACAAAAACAUAUAUAAAUAUAUACAUAUAUAUUUUAUAAUAGUGACUGCAGCAAGGCUUGGUUUUUCCUUGUUGUGAAAUUGACAUCUUUGAAGACAACUUAUUUUAUAUUAAAAAAAAAUCAACUAUCCUGUUAGAGCGUGUACAGUUUUUAUGCUGUUUUAUUUGACUUAAAAGGCUGGAAGACAGAAACAAAGUGAGUUCAGGCAAAUUCACUGUAUUGUAAUUUAUUUAUAGUAACUUGUUUUCCUUGAAGGAAAAUAUUUACUUUAAGAUGUAUUUUAAAAGACAGAAAAUUUGUUACUCAGUAUUUGUCAUACAGUAGAAUGGAACCAUUGAGCUGGUUUUGUUUCUGACAUGAAAAUACUAUGUUCUGAAUUUGUCAGUUUUUAAAUCAUCUUUACUGUCUGCAUCUUAUAAAUGUAACAUGUAUUUUUGGCACUGUCUUGAUAUCAAAAUAUCACCUGCAAUGUUUUUUUUUCCUCUUUAAGAAUAUAUUAAACAUUGCAGGGCACAACUGCAUGUUCUUACUGUGCACUAGUAUCGUUCUCACUUAAUUUGUGUCAAAUAUGUCUUUUAUAAUUUUAAGUAGCUUUUGUGUUUAACGAGGGAAGGAAGAAGGUGACAUGUCUCUUUUUAGCUAUUGUUUUAGAAAAAUUGCUCAUGAGUUUCUUGUAUUAAUUACUAAUGUAGUAUUUUACUAUUUGUCUCUUCUAGAAAUUGUUUAGGACCGCAUUUAGGAGACCAUCCCAAUAAUCAUAGGAAUUUGAGUUUCCUUCGAUUUCCUCAUAGAUCUUGCAUUCCAAAUUUCAUUACCCUCAGUGAACUACAUCUUUCUUAAAGUGUGGUUUAAAAAACUUAAGACCGUACUGCAUCUUGUGCUGGAUCUUAGUGCCUAGCAAAAUGGGACAUAUAUAUAUAU